Callorhinchus milii (elephant shark) is the source of this 2527-nucleotide messenger RNA. It is a transcript of the gene tmem260, whose product is annotated as transmembrane protein 260. The transcript is spliced from 16 exons. The record is from RefSeq and is a predicted model, not a curated record. Bases 35 to 2173 code for a protein of 712 amino acids. Lineage: Eukaryota; Metazoa; Chordata; Chondrichthyes; Chimaeriformes; Callorhinchidae.
GAGCGGGUGACGGUUUCCCUGGAGACGGCGACCGAUGAAGACCCGGGCGGCCCGCGGGCCUGAGCCGGGGCCUGGGCCUGGGGUCGACACUGAGCCGUGUCAAAGCCGGGCCGGCUGGGCGGCCAACUGGCUGCUCUUCUCCCUGGUGUCUGCCGUGUACCUGCGGACCCUACACCCGUCUGUUCCGGGCGGGGACUCGGGUGAGCUGAUCACUGCUGCAUGUGAGCUCGGAGUGGCACAUCCUCCCGGUUAUCCCUUGUUCACUCUUUUGGCAAAACUGGCAAUAACGUUUGUCCCACUGGGAUCAGUUGCAUUCAGAGUGAAUUUGCUCAAUGCGAUGCUUGGGGCAGCUACGGCAUCUUUGCUAUUUCACACAGUUCUCAGAUUGUCUGGUUCAUGUGCUGGAGGCAUACUCGCGGGCGGGCUGUUUGCGUUCUCCCAGCUGGCAUGGCGGUGGUCCACAGCAGCGGAGGUGUUCAGCCUAAACAAUUUCUUUGUGGGUGUCCUGAUGGUCCUCGUGGUCAGCUUCAGCACAGCACCUACAGCACAAGAAAGGUCAAAGAUUUCCAGGCUGGGUGCAUUCUGCUGUGGCCUGAGCCUGUGCAAUCAGCACACUAUCAUUCUCUACUUGAUGUGCAUCAUUCCCUGGGUUUUAUUCAGACUGCAGCAAAAGAAGGAACUCUCUCUGGUAGCCCUGGUGUGGUUAGGCCUGUGCUUCAGCGCUGGCUUACUCCCGUACCUGUACCUUCCCAUCUCAUCCUACCUCAACCAAGCUCGCUGGACCUGGGGAGAUCAGACCACCUUGAGAGGCUUUAUCACCCAUCUCUUACGGGAGGAGUACGGGACAUUCAACUUGGCCAAAUCUGAGUCAGGCUCGGGGAUGCUUCAGAUGUGCAGUUAUCAGAUGACACAAAUGAAGAGGGAACUCACAGCUGCAGGGCCAGCACUAGCACUUGCAGCUGUCCUGCGCCACGGCUUCAGAAGGUCUCCUCAGGGUUCCGUCCUUUGGCUGUUCACAGUCAUGCUCUGCUUGUACUCUCUGUUCUUUUCGUGGAGAGCUAAUUUGGAUAUCACCAAACCUCUCUUCCUAGGAGUGGUAGAAAGGUUCUGGCUGCAGAGCAAUCUAGUGGUGUGUGCUCUAUCAGGCUGUGGUCUGGCUUCAGUCUGCUCCACGCUGCAGAGAUUAAUUGGAGUCAAAGAGAUUGGUGAACGGGCUGAGUGGCUGACAGCCAUUGUCCUCAUUGCACUUCAACUGCAUUUCAACUUCAGGAACUGUAACCAAAGUAGUAAUUACGUUGUUGAUAAGUUUGCAAGAAACAUCUUGGAGAGCAUGGAUUCGAACGCUAUUAUCCUGAUGAGGGGAGACCUGCCAGGAAACUCUUUACGGUACCUUCACUAUUGUGAAGGACAGAGACCAAACAUCAGCCUGGUGGAUCAGGAGAUGAUGACUUAUGAAUGGUACUUGCCUAAACUAGCAAAGCAUCUGCCUGGAGUACACUUCCCAGGAAAUCGGUGGCAACCUAUGGAAGAAACGUUUUCUGAUGGAACUAUUACAUUUAAUCUACACCGUUUCCUCAAUGAAAACAAACACAAAGAAAUAUUUGUGUGCAUAGGACUGCAUGAGGGUGAUCCUACCUGGAAAUGGAGUUAUUCUCUGUGGCCCUGGGGAUGUUGUGAGAAACUUGUGCCUUCAAAAACAAUUUUCAGGCCAGAAGAUUGGAUUCGGGUCACGAGUAACAUGUACAACUGGACAGAGAAGUACGGAAGCUUUGAUCCUUUGUUGUGGGAAGCUGUAGCAAAUGAAGAGAUGUGGCAAGCAAGGAUGAAGACCCCUUUUUUUAUUUUUGAGUUGGCAGAAAGGCCAAACCAAGCUGAAUCAGCAACAGCUCAGCUCUACACAUACGCUUACCAGUUAUACCAGGAGAUGGUGAAGACAGAAGAACAUCCAGUCAAUUGGCACAAAAACUACGCCAUAGCAUGUGAAAGAAUGCUACGUAUCCAUGCCCAAGCUGAUGUUGCUGUUGACCCAGAUUUUCUACUGUCAGAAACGAUUAAACAUUUCUCACUCUAUGUGGAAAAAACAGAGGACGAUCCUCAGAAGGAUGCGAUUACACAGAUGGUGAGCCACCUCAAGUCAGAGCUACAGAGAAUGAGAAAGCUGAGCAAAGGUUGACCGAAGGAUUCUAAACUCAUUAAAGGAAAAGGUUCAGUGGAGCUGGGAAUGGAGGCAGAGAAGAGAGAUAAUUUUUCAACAUGAAUCGAUGGCCUCUGAACACAUGGUUACAUCAGAGUCAAAUCAGACAGAUCACCAAGUCUGAAGCAAGUCUGGUCCGAUUGACAGGAAUGCUCAGCCAUAACCAGGGCCACUCUGGUCUGUCUCAUACUGUCUGACUCCUGCUAUUCAAAGUACAGAAUUUUUUUUGAUCUUCUCAUUUUGAUCUUCUCAUUCUAGAGAACAGCCCUGCAGGUAACAACAAGCCUUGGGUAAUGUCAUGACAGCUGUCAUAAAUAAAAGCUUCUGCUUUUA